UUCGCCUGCGGGUGCGCGCCGGCCACGACCAGGCGCGACUGGCUCCGAGACGUCCGGCGGCGCCGACGUCGUGAAGUUAGCAGCGAGUGAGUCAGUCAGCCGCUGGACUGCGACGUGGUAGGACGCAGAGUUGCGCUCCGUCUUCAUUCGCGCGCGCGAAUCUCUUCUUUCUCUUCUUUCUCGCUUUCCCUUCGCGAUCGAUUAAUCGAUCUCGUUAUGCGCGACACAAUAAUCGGACGAGCGAGAGCGAUUUAUCAUCGAUCGUGACGAUGGUGAUAAUUCCGAAGUUCUAAUUCGGGAAGAAACACAUGUGCGCCCGAUCCUCGGAGGACGAUCCAAUUUUUCAUUCCUCUUUCGUUUCGAACGCGAUCACGUGGGGCCGAGAAGGGAGAUUUAUCGCGAGAUUCCAGCUGAUUUGAUUAAGAUUCGGAAUGUUGCCGCGCGACGUGUGGACCCUCAUGACGUUGAUGACAAGUCUCGCCGGUGCCGCCGUCACCAGGUUCCCAUCUGCGGAUUCAGAUCCGGAAGAUUACGAGGCUUCAUCCAAUAAACAUUCUUCCAAAGGGAAAGGAUUGACAUGCUUCUGCAAUCAACCAAAAUGCGUUCCCGACUCAUACUUAUGUGGAGGUGGCAGAGGAUGCUUCACGGAGUUGCCGUCAAAAGUAAAGAAACCGCUCUCAAAAGCGGAACGCAGCGGUUGCCUGGACGGAAGUUUGAAAAAUCGCCAGUGUCCCGAGGGAUUCCUCUGCUGCUUUAAUGAUCUCUGCAAUCACGCGGACGGUGAUGCGUGGAAGAUCACAGUCAAAGAGAAACAACAAGAGCAAGAAAAGACGUUGAUCAGCGAUCAACGAGUGUACUUGGAUCCGAUACUUUCGAAUAGUCCGGAUGUAGGAAAUCAAACGACGGUGCAUUGGUUCACGAAUGCGACGAUCAUCGUGGCUGUUUUCGGACUCGUUCUCUUGCUGAUGAUCGCCAGUCUAGCUGUCAGGUGGCUCCAGCCGAUGCCGCCGCAAAAUACCAAUAAAUUCGUGCCGCAUAGAACAUCCGACAACGGGCCGCCCUUACUUGGAUCACCGAAAGUGCCUCUGGUUUAAGAAAUUCCGCGCGCGAUCCAACGACAAAUGUUUCGUCGACGAUGGUGUUCGAAGUAAUAGUAUACAAUUUAAGUAGAGCUGAGCUUUAGUAUAUGACUCACGGAAACAAUCGGGAGUUGUGCCAUAUAUUGUGUGUAUUAGAGUCUUGAUCACAGUAGACGUACUAUGGAUGAAAUUAUUUUAUACAAUAUAAGUAUAGUGAUCUUAUUCCAAUAUUUAACUUUCUUUCAACUCCGUCGAUUUUUUACGGUGUGUGUAUGUGUGUUUAAUUUACAUGUACAGCAUGCAGGUUUUUACAAGAGAUUUUACAGAGAUACGCCGGGGUCAUAUACUAAAAAGAGUCCAGCCAAUAAGGCUACCUAGAAAGCUAGCGGGCCGUCGGAGGCUCCACUUGGCUGUGAAUUUUACGAAGAAAGCAACUAACUGUAAAUUAUAAUAUCGUAACAAUUAGGACGUAUUUUACUUAUUGCAUUUCCUCGAAACGUCGCCGCGGCGACGUGAGAUCGAAGAGUGAGAACCGAGAGAGGAGUCGAGACUUUUUUUUCUAAGAGACCCUCUAAACAUGACGUUUACGACAACACAGUGCGUACAGUUCCUGUGUCGUUGUAGGAUUGUAAAUAUAGAUAUAUAUGUACCUAUACAUGUAUUUUUUAUCAUAUUGAAUUCGACGAUGUUGCUCGUGAUUGUACCCAUUAGUCGAUUAAAUGAAAAUCGGUUAUAACCGAAAGAAACCUUUAAUAUUCGACUAACAAUAAGUAAUAAAUUAUUUUUUCGAUUAUUCGUUAGUUUUA
This is a messenger RNA of Nylanderia fulva, 1885 nucleotides long. RefSeq lists its product as uncharacterized. Lineage: Eukaryota; Metazoa; Arthropoda; Insecta; Hymenoptera; Formicidae. The record is from RefSeq and is a predicted model, not a curated record.